UUCACGGGCAAUGAUGGAAAAGGAGCUGGUCACCAUCAGGGACACCAAAAUAAACAGAUGAAAUUUCCACAGUGUACAAAUUGUGGCCGUAAUCAUCCAGGCCAAUGCAGAUUGGGUUCUAGAGCUUGCUACACUUGCGGCCUUGAGGGCCAUAUGUCGAGAGAUUGUCCAAGAAAGAAUCAGCAAAACUACCAGAUCACUCACAUGCCAAGAAAUCCAACACCUUCAGCGGCUGUCCAUAAUAUGCAGGCUUAUCUAGAAGGACCAUCCAUCCAGCAAGGGCGUCUUGAGGCACCACCAGAGGCUCCGGUUGCUAGAGUGUUCACAAUCUCGAAAGAGGAGGCAUCGAUAAAUCCCGGUGUUGUCACAGAUACUAAGGGUAAGGCCAAGGCCUAGGAAGAUGAUGAGGGAGUGGAACGCGUGCCAAGAUGAGUUAACGGGAACGACCUUGGCGGCUUCUAGCUAGUUUUAUUUUACUCCAGUAUUUCAGUGAGAAUAAAAAGAUUAUUAUUACUUUAUAUAAUUGAGGUUUUGAAGUUUUAGUAAAUUCCUGGAUCCAGGCGGUUAUCACAUUUGCUGGUGAUAACUAGAAUUUUUUUGAGUUUUUAUUUGGA
Cuscuta europaea is the source of this 614-nucleotide messenger RNA. NCBI's taxonomy places the organism in Eukaryota, Viridiplantae, Streptophyta, Magnoliopsida, Solanales, Convolvulaceae. The record is from the annotation of a GenBank genome assembly.